Molecule: messenger RNA, 2117 nt
Organism: Coffea eugenioides
Lineage: Eukaryota; Viridiplantae; Streptophyta; Magnoliopsida; Gentianales; Rubiaceae
Product: pentatricopeptide repeat-containing protein At3g48250, chloroplastic-like
Exons: 1
Coding region: 1-1896 (631 amino acids)
Biological process (GO): RNA splicing
Molecular function (GO): protein binding
Source: RefSeq, a predicted model, not a curated record
AUGAAGCAUCAAGCCAAGAGACUCCUGAGUUGUCUCCGAGUCGCCAACUCGCUCCACUCAACUCACCUGCUCAGGACUCGCUCUCGCCACACUCAGGUGACUGGGUUCCCUCACCACUCAUCCCCAUUUUUUCCCACCAAAAUUUUCUAUCCAGUUUCUUCUUUGCAUGAAUCCCAUCAUAGAAAACUGUUCUUUUCAACAAAAUCAGAGCCAAUUUUUGAUGAAUUAUUAUCCAAGGAUUGGGCUAAAGGGUUAGAAAAAGAGCUAUCAAGUUUAAAUCCAAGAUUGACCCAUGAAACUGUUUUGUAUAUUCUAAUGAAAUUAGGUAAAGAACCAGAAAAAGCUUCAAGCUUUUUCAAGUGGGCCAUUGAGGAAAAGGGGUUUCGGCCAAGUACUUCUAUUUAUAGUCUAAUGCUGAGAAUUUAUGCUAAAAAUCAUGCAAUGAAGGAAUUUUGGGUUGUUAUCAAAGAAAUGAAAGAAAAGGGGUAUUAUAUUGAUGAGGAGACAUAUGCAAGUAUUUACUCAGAUUUUCGGAAUUCGAAAUUGGUUAAUGAUGCUACUGCUCUGAAGCAUUUUUAUGAGAGAAUGAUACAAGAAAAUGCUAUGGAGACUGUUGUGCAAAGGGUGGUUGAGGUGGUCAAGAAUUCGGAUUGGAGUAGUGAAUUGGAGAGAGAGUUGGAGGACAUGAGGCUUUCGGUAUCGGAGAAUUUUGUUUUGAGGGUGUUGAAGGAACUUAGAGGAAAAGGCUUGCCUUUGAAAGCUUUGAGUUUUUUCAAAUGGGUUGGGGAGAGUUUGGGGUAUGAGCAUACUAGUGUUACUUAUAAUGGGAUGCUUAGGAUUCUUUGUAAAGGAGAGGUGGUUAUGGAGUUUUGGAGUAUGGUUAAGGAGAUGAAAGAUGCUGGUUAUGAGAUUGAUAUUGAUACUUAUGUGAAAGUGAUGAGGGAGUUUCAGAAGAGUAUGAUGGUGAAGGACGCAGUUGAGCUCUAUGAGCAUAUGAUGGAUAGUCCGUUUAAGCCUUUGGAGAAGGAAUGCAGUUUGCUUUUGCGUGCCAUUGCAUAUGCUCGGGAUCCUGACUUAGAUCUGAUGCUUAGAGUUGUGAAGAAAUAUGAGGAUGCUGGGUAUUGUUUAUUGAAGAAUGACUAUGAUGGGAUUCAUAGGUGUUUGACUAGUGUUGGGAAGUUUGAUGAAGCAGAGAAGAUCAUUGAGACCAUGAGAAAUGCUGGUUAUGAACCAGAUAACAUCACCUACAGCCAAUUGAUUUUUGGACUUUGUAAAGCUAAGAGGCUAGAAGAAGCCUGUGAAGUACUAGAUGUGAUGGAAGCACAAGGAUGUACCCCUGAUAUCAAGACUUGGACCAUACUAAUAAAGGGGUUUUGUGUAGUUAAUGAAGUUGACAAGGCACUGCUAUGGCUUGGAAAGAUGGUGGAAAAGGGCAUUGAUGCAGAUGCUGAUCUUUUAGAUGUUCUAGUGUAUGGAUUUCUGAUAGAGAAGAGGGUGGUUGGAGCAUACCAAUUAGUCGUGGAAAUGAUUGACAAGGCUCACGUGAGACCCUGGCAAGCUACAUUUAAGGAUCUGAUUGAAAAGCUUCUAGGAGAAAGGCGACUUGAAGAAGCCUUGAACCUUCUUUAUCUAAUGAAGAAGCAGAAUUAUCCACCAUAUCCAGAACCUAUCAUCCAGUAUGUCUCAAAGUUUGGUUCUGUGGAUGAUGCUUGGGAGUGUUUGACGGCAAUAAGUAACAAGCAAUAUCCAUCUGUGUCAGCUUACCAGCGUGUUUUCCAGUCCUUCUUUAAUGAGGGUAGACAUUCUGAGGCCAAGGUUCUGCUUUUCAAGUGCCCUCAUCAUAUCCGUAAACAUUCUGCUAUUAGCAGCCUUUUUGGUUCUUCAGAAAGCGGCUAACUUAGAAGCGGUUUCAACUUGAGACUAUUGACUUAUAAUUAUAGGUUUGGUUGAUAAUGUAUGGUUAUCCAACUUUAAUAUGCAAAGCUACCAUAUGCACACUGACCUAAUCCUGUACCAAACUUUAUUAUGCAUUGAUUAUCAUUGAAAGUUCUUUCGCAAUAAAUAGAGGAGCUUGUCUUGGCCAAACUCUAAGUCAUGGCUGAAGGUUUUCUAUUUUC